This is a messenger RNA of Dunckerocampus dactyliophorus (ringed pipefish), 4593 nucleotides long. RefSeq names its product olfactomedin-like 2A (gene olfml2a). Bases 170 to 2116 code for a protein of 648 amino acids. Lineage: Eukaryota; Metazoa; Chordata; Actinopteri; Syngnathiformes; Syngnathidae. Gene Ontology annotation, biological process: signal transduction. The record is from RefSeq and is a predicted model, not a curated record. The transcript is spliced from 8 exons.
UGGUGCUGAGGAGCGCUCGGCUCACACACCAAACCUCCAUCCACUGCCUGUGUGAUCCCCCCUGUCUGAAAUAGAGAUGAAUUAGGUGCGCUUCACUUUAUGGACUGAAUGCAAAAACCAUCACUGCGGAUUUAGUUUGAACUUUCACGGCGGGACCCAGAGAGGAAGUAUGUGGAGAUACACCAACUUGUUUGCGUGCCUGCUGGUUCUGUGUGAAGAUGCGGCUUCACAGAGCAAGAUCUUUGGGGAGACUGAGCCUGUUCGAAUGGUGUCAGAGGGCUCAGACUGCCGCUGUAAGUGCAUCAUGCGACCGCUCAGCAGGGAUGCGUGCCUGCGGCUGCGCAGUGGCAGCGUGCGCGUGGAGGACUUCUACACGGUAGAAACGGUCAGCUCUGGUUCUGACUGCAAAUGCUCCUGCACCGCGCCACCAUCCUCCCUCAACCCCUGUGAGAACGAGUGGAAGAUGGAGAAGCUUAAGAAACAGGCCCCCGAGUUGGUAAAGCUCCAAUCUAUGGUGGACCUCCUCGAGGGAACACUUUACAGCAUGGAUCUGAUGAAAGUCCACUCAUACAUCAACAAGGUGGUCUCUCAGAUGAACACCCUGGAGGAGACAAUCAAGACAAACCUAACGCGAGACAAUGAAUUUGUCCGAAACAGUAUGGCAACGCUAACCAACCAGUUUAAGAGAUAUGAGAACUACUCCAACAUUAUGAUGAGCAUAAAGAAGGAGAUCUCCGGUCUCAGUCUGCAGCUGCUUCAAAAAGAUUCCUCUGAGACAAAAGUGCAGGUUACUAACGAUGAGAGGACCAAGGCGGCCUUGAAACCACCUAACAAAAAGCCCCCAGCAGCCAAGCCCCCUCCCAAACCCAAAGAAAAAGUCAUCAAGCCCAAGAAGGAGGUCAUUAAACCUGAAAAACCGCUGAAGCCCAAUCCUACUGCCAAAAGCAAGGUGGUUGGCCACCAGCCAGGUGUGGUAAGGGGCAUCACUUACUACAAGGCUGCCAAGACGGACAAGGAUGAGGUCAGAGGAGACAACCCAGCCAAAACAUACGCACGUCAUCACAUCACCGAAACCCAGUCUGAGGAUGGUGGAGCGGAAAUGGUUCUCGAAACCGCGGAAGCUACGGUUGCCGAACCUACCGCGCCCGCUGCAUUCCAUACCACCGUAGCGCCUACCGCCACUACGAGCGCUGUCACGGGACCAUCUACCACCACUGCACGGACGACGAGCCAAAGUACAGCAGCUGCGGAGAAGCCGGCCCCUACUAUUGUGCUGCUGCUGGACAACAGCAAUAACAACAGUCGGCCCACUCUUCACAGAGCAGGUAAAAUUCUUAGCUGCGAAGGGACUCUGGCGUCAAUCGAGCAGCCGGAGAAGCAGCACAGUUACGGACGCAACGAGGGAGCUUGGAUGAAGGAUCCACUGGCUAAAGACUCCAAGAUCUAUGUCACAAACUAUUACUAUGGCAACAAUCUUGUGGAGUUCCGCAACCUGGACAACUUCAAGCAAGGCCGAUGGAGCAACCUUUUCAAACUCCCUUACAACUGGAUUGGCACAGGUCAUGUGGUUUAUAACGGAGCCUUCUACUACAACCGAGCCUUCACCAAGAACAUAAUCAAGUACGAUCUGAAGAUGCGAUAUGUGGCAGCCUGGACACUGUUACAUGAUGUGGUGUAUGAGGACACCACCCCGUGGAAGUGGAGGGGUCACUCUGACAUGGACUUUGCAGUGGAUGAAACUGGACUGUGGGUGAUCUAUCCCUCAGUCGACUACGACUAUCACCAGCAGGAAGUGAUCGUCAUCAGUAAAUUGGAUCCCGGAGACCUGUCCUUGAAAAAGGAAACCACCUGGAGGACAGGUCUCAAGAGGAACUCUUAUGGCAACUGCUUCAUCAUCUGCGGUGUCUUGUAUGCCGUCAAUGUGUACAACCAGAAGGAAGGCGAGGUCCACUAUGCUUACGACACGCACACAAACACAGAAGCCGUCCCACGCCUGGCCUUCACCAAUGAGUACUCUUUCAUCACACAGCUUGAUUACAACCCCAAGGAGAAGCUUUUGUAUGCUUGGGACAAUGGCCAUCAGGUCACCUAUCGACUCAACUUUGUUGACCAGUGAGAAGAGCUCCAACAAGCUCACAGUAGUCCUGCUGGUAUGGACCCAAGGUGCUGACUGUUUUACGACUUGUUUGACCUGAAAACACUAGGAAUGUGCCAUAACUCUCAGUACCAGUACUCAUUAUUCAUGGACAUAAUCUUACUGGUUGAUAGGUGGAGUUCAUGUUGAUAAAUCUUCAUUCAUGAAAUGUCAGCAGGCUGGCACACUGUUUGCAUGCAUAAAGGACAGGUAAUAAAUAUAACAGCAACAUAAGCGUUGUGACAUGAGCUACUUGAAGGGAAUUCCAGGCUUGGAUUUUAUAAAUCAACCACUAAAGGCCGUUUCAGCAGUUUCUGUGGUCUGACAAGCGGUCCAGAGGAGGGUGGAGAGUGAGAAGCUAAGAAGCAGGACGAACCCAAGCUACGACUCAUUUAGGAAAGACCUUCACAAACAUGAGCUAAAAGAAAACCCAGCUGUUUCUCCUUGAACACAACACUAUGCAUGCACGGUACAUUUACAUGAAAACAACCAAGUAAAAACUAGGGGUGGGCCAAAUCUUUGAACCAAUCCAAGGUUAGUGCCGAUACCGAUACGUUUUAUUUGCAACAUUUCAAGACCGUUGAAUGAUUGAGUGAUUUUACCUUCAAUUUGUUGAUCAUGAUUAUAAUCAAAACACAGGGCAAACAUUUUAGGCAAACAAAAAAAGUGUCGAGCAUCAUGUUUACAAUUAUGCGGCUUCACUCCAUCACCGUUUGUCAAAAAUAUAAUAAAUCAUGCAAUCAUAAAUCAUGUUUUGUUUGAACACCACCUUUUAUUAGUCCAAAAAUAUGCAUAUUUCAGCACAUUUUAUGGGUUUUUUUGCCUUUCCAAUAAGAAAAUGUCUAAAUGAAGUAAAGUACAAUUAUAAGGCAUUCAGAAGAUGCAUUCAAAGACAUUGUGAUGAUAUGUAGUAUUCUACACUGGUCAGUAGGUGUCAGUAAUUUUACUGUAAUGUUGGGUGAGACACACAAGCACCAGACCAGGCUUUUAUUGCAGGUUUCAGUGAUCUCACAACAGGCACAGUAAUCCCUAACACGGGCUACACCAAGCCAAGCUUCCUGUCCGGCCACCAGCUCUCCUAGCACCGGAACACAUUUACAGCAACACAUACGAGCACAUGUCUUAAUUAUGUUUUAUGUCUUAUUUUGUCUUAUUACGUCUAUUAUAUGGGGUAAUAUGAGCGUAAAGGUGACUAUAGGGUUGCAAUUUAAUGUCUAGAGGGCUCUAAUAAUGUUACAAAAAGCAUUUAGAAGGUUGUAAACAGUUUUGCUAUGCUCGAACUACAAAAAUAUUCCAUUUAUGGCUUAAAUUCACUUAUCAUGGUCGGGUCUGGAACCAGUUAACUGCGAUAAAGGAGGGAUUACUGUAUGUAGACUACAUUUCUGAUGUUUUUUGUGAAAUGCUACUAAUAUCAAAGAUGUGUCAUAUUACAUGCAGUAUAUGUUACAUUGUAAAUGUAUUUUUUAUUUGAAAAGAACUCAUCUUGACACAUUUCAUGACCGUCACAUGACAACCACUCCAAAAUGCUUCCUGCACAUCACUUAGGGACUUGAUGAGUUCAAGUCAAGCACAAAGCUGCACAGGACACAUUUGAACAUAUUUGAAGUGUGGAUGACACGUGUCACCAAGCGAUUUCAUGGCUUCAUGAUGAAAAGCAGUAAUGUGGGGACAGCGGUCAGUUCAGGUCACUUUCCAGAUGAGGUGUAGCCAGAAUCUAUUUAGAGGAAUUCCAUUUCUUGCUGUUGGUCAGGCCUACUAGCCACUCUAGUAGCAAUGUUGCGGAAUUGCAGCUGUGUUGUUAAUCUCCCUUUGAAACGGGCGCCAACAUUUCACACAGCUAAAAUGCUUUGGGUCGAAACCCUGCAAUUGAACUCAACCAAUAAGAUUAUGCCUUCAAAUUUGCCAUACGUCGGAGAAAUGUUUGACGAAGUAAUCUUCCCAUGAAGUCCAACCCAUCACCGAGCGGUUUGUUCAUCAUUGUGUUACGUCAUCAUUCCUUUUUGUCUUUUUUCACUCGAUGUGCUUUGAUGAAUGUGUUCAAUAAAAUAUUAACUAAAAUGAAAAAAACAAAGAAAAAUCUGUACAGGUAUGUUUUUUGUUUAUAUUUGUUUUCUAUAACCUGAAUUCAUAUGACGAUUACUAUUCUUUUCUUGAACAUUUAGUAUGACAGCAUUUAUGGCAUUAUACUGUAUAUACACAAGCUGACUUGGCGGAAUAUUUAAUUUUUGACUGUGUAAGCCUUAAAGGAUCAGUGUGUAGGAUGGACAGUGUUACCAUCGACUCAUUCCCGUUCUACUCCCUCAAAAGAACAUACCGUGACCUGCAGGAUCAGGGACAAAGAAGAGUUUUUCCACUGUCACUCAGAUACAUCCUGAAUGUUACACACUGGACCGCUAAGGCUGCCAGCAAUGUUGUUUUGCUACCUUUUCAGAAUUUACUCAGAAAUCAUUUUAAUAAAG